GCCUCAUUAGCAUAUGGGCGGGGCUGCCGCGGACGCUUGGUUGGAGCGUCGCCGCAUCCCAGGUCCCGGGAAAGUUUUUUCGGAGGUCCCGCCCAGAGAGGCCAUGUCCCACGGCCCCCGGCAGCCAGGCGGGGCCGCCGCGCCGGCGGGAAGCAAGACUCCGGGCCAGCACGGGGCCUUCGCGGUGGCCGUCAAACAGGAACGCGGCGAGGGCGCGCGUGCCGGGGAGAAGGGGUCCCAGGAGGAGGAGCCCGUGAAGAAGAGAGGCUGGCCAAAAGGCAAGAAGAGAAAGAAGGUUCUCCCCAAUGGGCCCAAGGCACCCGUCACCGGCUACGUCCGCUUUCUCAACGAGCGCCGGGAGCAGAUUCGCACCCGCCACCCAGACCUGCCUUUUCCGGAGAUCACCAAGAUGCUGGGCGCCGAGUGGAGCAAGCUGCAGCCGGCAGAGAAGCAGCGGUACCUGGACGAGGCGGAAAAGGAGAAACAGCAAUACUUGAAGGAGCUGUGGGCAUACCAGCAGUCAGAGGCCUACAAGGUCUGCACAGAGAAGAUCCAAGAAAGCAAAAUCAAAAAAGAGGACUCCGGCUCUGGGCUCGUGAACACGCUCCUGAAUGGGCACAAGGGUGUGGACUGUGAUGGCUUUUCCACAUUCGAUGUCCCCAUCUUCACUGAAGAGUUUUUGGACCAAAACAAAGCCCGCGAGGCGGAGUUGCGGCGCCUGCGGAAGAUGAACGUGGCCUUCGAGGAGCAGAACGCCGUGCUGCAGCGCCACACGCAGAGCAUGAGCAGCGCACGCGAGCGUCUGGAGCAGGAGCUGGCGCUGGAGGAGCGGCGCACGCUGGCGCUGCAGCAGCAACUGCAGGCCGUGCGGCAGGCGCUCACCGCCAGCUUCGCCUCCCUGCCGGUGCCCGGCACCGGGGAGACGCCGACGCUCGGGACUCUGGACUUCUACAUGGCGCGGCUGCACGGAGCCAUCGAGCGUGACCCCGCGCAGCACGAGAGACUGAUCGCGCGCGUCAAGGAGAUCCUGGCGCGGGUGGCCAGCGAGCACCUGUGACCGCCCUGGGACCGGCAGACGCCCCACCCAGGGGGAGCUGGGGUCCCCGAUGGGCCGCGCCCGGUGCUGCAGCUUGGCAUCUCCAGACCUAACCCCCAGUGAAACCAACACGCGCGUCCUUGUAGCUUCGCACCCGGUGGCAGAGCCGGGACCUCCCUGCCUCGCGGGGUGGGGAGCGUCUCGGACACACCCACCCCGGUGCAGAGCACGACUCCAGGGCGCCCACCGCAGGGUUCCCACCGCAGGGCGCCCACCGCAGGGCGCUCACCGCAGGGCGCCCACCGCAGGGUGCCCACCGCAGGGCGCCCACCGCAGGGCGCUCACCGCAGGGCGCCCACCGCAGGGUGCUCAUCGCAGGGCGCUCACGGCAGGGUGCCCACCGCAGGGCGCCCACCGCAGGGCCCGGGACCCGCUGCGCAGGCGCUGGGUGCCCUGGCACAGGCAGGGGAGGCUGCAGCACAGCCGCCACCCCAGCGCCUUCCAUCACUCAAUCCGGACUUUUACAUAAAU
This is a messenger RNA of Onychomys torridus (southern grasshopper mouse), 1567 nucleotides long. RefSeq names its product high mobility group 20B (gene Hmg20b). The coding region runs from base 14 to 1057 and encodes 347 amino acids. The transcript is spliced from 10 exons. Gene Ontology annotation, cellular component: nucleus. The record is from RefSeq and is a predicted model, not a curated record. NCBI's taxonomy places the organism in Eukaryota, Metazoa, Chordata, Mammalia, Rodentia, Cricetidae. Gene Ontology annotation, biological process: regulation of gene expression.